CAGCGUGCGGAGAGCAACCCCAGGCAGCCACACUCCAGCGCGGGCUGGGGCCAGGCUGCUGCGCCUCCACAUCAGCCAAAGGGGGUAGCAAAAAGGGGAGCAAAAAAGGCGGCAUCACCUCGGCAUCGUCAGGGAAGCAAGACGAGAGCUUUGCAGGAAAGCAGGGCAGGAAAGUACUUUUAUGGGGUUGUUCACAGCCGCUCUCAGAGGAGGGAGGAGGAAGUACAUUGGCAAAUCAACCCUUGCUGAGCCGUCGCUCUUCGUGGGGGGGAUCGCACCCUGGACGCAGGAUCCCCAGGGGACUAUCAGAGCUUCAUUUCAGCCCGUCUCCUAAGCAAGUUCCCCCUUGAAAAAAAAAAAAAAGCCCCUCCUGAUCUAAAAUGUCCCUCAAGCUGCCACGGAACUGGGAUUUCAACCUGAAAAUGGAUGCUGCAAAAAUAGCCCGCUCCAAGAGCGUGAUGAGCAGCGAGCCAGCGGGCGCCCGGCCGGCCUCCCCCAACCCGCUAGAGCGGCCCCUGAAGAUCGGCUGGCUGAAAAAGCAGCGCUCCAUCGUCAAGAACUGGCAGCAGCGGUACUUCGUGCUUAAGGGACAGCAACUUUACUACUACAAGGAUGAGGAUGAUGUCAAGCCCCAGGGUUGCCUGUCUCUCCAGGGAAGCACCAUCAAGGAGGUGGCCAGCAACUCAGAAGAAGGAGGGAAAUUUAUCUUCGAAAUCAUCCUAGGGGUGUCUGGAGACCAGAACCGGACGGGGCAGGACACCUGUGUGCUCAUGGCUAAUUCCCAGUCUGAGAUGGAGGAAUGGGUUAAAUCCAUCCGACGAGUGCUGGGGUCAGCGUCAGGAGUGGUGUUUGGCCAGCGCUUGGCAGAGACCAUGGCCUAUGAACAGAAAUUUGGGCAGCACCAGGUCCCCAUCCUGGUGCAGAAGUGUGCAGAGUUCAUCCGGGAGCACGGCAUGAGUGAAGAGGGCAUCUUCCGUCUCCCCGGCCAGGACAACCUGGUGAAACAGCUCAGGGACGCAUUUGAUGCUGGGGAAAGGCCAUCAUUUGACCGGGAUACGGAUGUGCACACGGUGGCUUCUCUGUUCAAACUCUACCUGCGGGAGCUCCCGGAGCCAGUUGUACCCUGGAUGCAGUACGAGGAUUUCCUGCUGUGCGGUCAGGCACUGGAUGCGGAUGAGAGAAAGGGCCAUCAGGAACUCCUGAAGCAACUGUCCCUCCUUCCCAGAGACAACUACAACCUCCUCAGCUACAUCUGCAGGUUUCUACAUGAAAUACAGUUGAACUCUAGUGUCAACAAGAUGAGUGUGGAUAACCUGGCAACAGUGAUUGGAGUGAACCUCAUCAGACCCAAGAUAGAGGAUCCCGCGAUUAUUAUGAGAGGCACACCACAGAUCCAGAAAGUGAUGACUGUGAUGAUAAGUGACCAUGCAGACCUCUUUCCCCCGUCCAAGGACGUGCCGCCCUCCUCACCUGCCCAAAAAAAUGACAAGAAGGCCCCAAUCCCACGCAGCUCCGUGGGCUGGGAUGCUGCAGAGGACCCUGCGGUGCCCAGGGCAGAGAGCUUGAUCCAAAGGGAAAUGAGAGGUGACCUGAAUUCCAGCAGUGCCCCCGGACCGGCUGCGAGCUCAAGUGCACCCAGAGAAGAUAAUGGGUCCAAAGAUACCCUGGGAAUGUGGAAAACACAGUCGAGGAAAAGAACUCAGACUUUACCUAACAGGAAAUCUUUCCUGACGGCUGCUGCUUCGGGGGAGAAAGGCAGCAAUGACAAAAAUGACAUACGUGCCAGUGACUUUUGGAAAAGCUCCCCUGCGAGCAGCGCACACCCCGUGGUCCCUGACGGACAUAAGAGAACAUUGUCUCAUGAUCUUUUUAAGCUCCUCGACCUUCACCGGGCUUCAACCUACGAUAACGUUCCCACCUCCCAGGCAGAAAGUGGGGAAGGCAGAGGCUCCAGCCCCAGCCCCAGCCCUUCGAGCUGCGUCUCCGAUAAGGAAUUUCAACCCUGCCCCAGUCCCAGCCAUCAGCCAAAGGAAAUAGCCAGUCCUACCAGCAGCCCGGCCGAAGUCUCCCAGCCCGAUCAGGAGAGCAAGGAGUUUCUGCAAAACAUGAUCCUGAAGCUGGAAAAAGAAAUGGAAAUACAGAAAAAUGACUACGAGGAACAAAUUAAAAGUCUCGAGAAGGAAAACUAUGAAGUCUGGGCCAAAGUGGUGAGGCUGAAUCAGGACAUUGAGAAGGAGAAGAAGAAGUGUGAGGAACUGGAGCUGAAGUUGAUGAACAUGGAGCGCUCACGGGAGGACAUGGAGAAGAAAAACAAGAUGCUUGAGGAGGAGAUAAAAAACUUAUCUAAAUCCACGAGCAAAACUGAUGCCAAAACCAACUAGGUGAAGAUACCCAGCUGUGCCCAGACAUAAAAUGGAGCUGCAUGAAUCCACAGGAAUUGCCAAGCAGGUUCAGAUCCAGGGACUUGUAUCAUCCGGUGUUCUGCUACUGACUGCGGGCUGGUUCGGAGAAAGGAGCCCAGAAGUUAGAGGCUGGUUUAUGCUCUGAAACAGGAACUUUCAAAAAUAUUCUUUAGCUUUUUUGGUGUGGUUUUUUUCAACUCCUCUUUCAGCUGCUCAAGUUACCUGUAGAACAGGCCAAUACUUCUUGCUGCUCAAACAGAAUAUCUUGCACUCAGGAGUUCAGGUUAAGGACGCAUUAUGCCUUUACAAAAAUAAACCAGCAAGCAUCCCCCCUGCCAGCCGGCUGGCUCCUUGCUGCAGACACCCACAGUGCUUCUGAGUGGAACAAAAACUCCAUGAAUCCUGGAUCUGGGAAGACAGAAAAGCCCCGAGGUCUGGGGUGACACAGCCUGUCACGCAGUGUGUCUGGAUGAUGGGCUACAAAUGCUGUCAGCACCACGGUCGAGAUGUUCACAUACAGUUGAUUAUUGCUCUUAUAGAGUAAGCGAAGCCCAGACAGCCCAUCGGGUCCACGGAGAAGAGGUCUCAUACAGCAUCACUCGCUGUGCUGUGCCAGACUCAUCGAUAUCAAGGCUCCCAGUAUCAAAUCAAAAUAUCAUUAAAAACUCUUUCAUUAAGCAGCUGUUCAGUUAUUUUAAAUCACUGUUCCUUACAGCCAUGUGUAUAUAAAUCCAGCAUGGCCGGUGACAGGGCUUUGGAGAGCACUUUGACACAUCCAUACACCGAGCUCUCUGUGCAGAGGGAGUCCAUCAGCAACUUUACCCGGUACAGAAAAUGGGGCUUCUGCAUUUUUCCUAUGGAUGGUUUUCAAAGAAUAACAGAUCUGGACUUAUUUACCGCCUCCACUUUUGUUUUUCAUCAUUUCAUCAGUGUAGAACAGGAUUUUCUCAGCCACCUUGGUGGAAACCUGGGUUUGCACCCCAACGAUGAUGCUGGGUCUCUCUUGCUGCCAUCAGUGUCAAGACUAACCAGGCCCGAAGGUCUCAUGGUGCCAGUGUGGCUAUUUGUAAACUUAUCUGCUUGUUUUCCCACUGCCUGCCAGCAAGUCUCCCUUCCAGCAGUACCAGGAUGCUGCGGAAGCUUUUGGUGUAGGAAAGAAAAUAACAGGACUCUGCAAGAAAACCUUUUGCUCCUCAUUUAUGUUAAGAAUGGGGAACACCACCACACAGCCUCAGCCCAGCCUAGAGCCUUCAAGGGAAGAGAAAAGGGAAAAACACAGAGAUCUGCAGGAGUUUUCAAGCAAGAUGUCUAGGACCAAACGUGUGUCUCUGUGCCAAGCAUGGUGAAGUUAAUGCAAUGACACUGGAUUACUGCUACUGAGGACUUGGCUUUGGUGAUACGGAAGUUCAGCUCGAGACAGGCUGCAGGCCUGCUUGGCAGAGCCUGCAAAGAAAAACGAGCUGGUGAAAGAAAGGGACAAAGAGGGAACUAUGUGAAAAAGGGGGAGGUGGGAGCAGAAAAAUGUUAUCAGAGAAUAAAAGUCAAUACUGGGUAUAUAGCACUUGCUGCUGUCAGCCUUGCUGGGAGGGGACUUGUCUAGCCCUAAAACUGAGCCCAGACUCCUUAGUCUCAAACUUAGAUUCAGUUCGGUGUAUUGAAUCUGCCUCUGCUCAGCUGUGGCUAUAAAGUACAGGUAAAGGGAAGGUUUGUGAAACUUGAGCUGCAUUUAAGAAUCUGACCCAUAAAUAGCUCAUUCGACCUAUAGGCUCUGACUGCAGGUGGUUUUCCUUUCCAUAGGAUCCCCAGAAACGACACAGCUCCUCACUCUCCUGCCCACAAACCUUCACACCAAGGCAUUAAUUUUUUUCUGGAGGCCUGCAUGGGGUUACUGCAUGGGGCUACGGCAAAAUCACAGUGCCUUCCAGAGGACCCACAGCCAAGGUCCUCUGCUCUUGCAACGAUCAAAUCUGAUUAAAAUGUGUCAAAUCUGAUUAAAAUGUUUCAAAUCUGAUUAAAAUGUUUCAAAUCCAAAACUUGGUAAUUUGAAAUCUCAGUAAGGAUCACUGCAUUGGAUAAGCAGGCCUGGACCUGCUGGUGCAGAGCUCUGCAGCCCACAGCCUUGCAGAGGGAUGGGCAUCACAGGGGAGGACAGUGUGGCCUCCACCAGGCUUGGCCACCUUCAAAGAUGAGCUAUCCAGACCUCACCUUCCCCAUCACCUGCACGUCCCACACGCUACGACAUCCUGAGACGAUACAUUCCUUGUCUCCUCAAGUCUCUUUCAAGCACCACUAACACCACUGGUGCUGCAAGUCAAAGUUCCCACCAUGCACCUACGGGUCCCACAUCUUCCUGGCAUUCAAAUCAAGAGGUUUCCAAAGUGCCUGCGAGAUGCAUUUUGCUUGCUGUCAUUUCAGAGCAACUGUUCCCAUCCACGAUUCUUUUCUGAUUUCAGAUGACCUUGAUAGAGCUGCUUCAGUGUUUAUUUAAUUUUUUACCUUUACAAGGAACUCAUUACUAAUGUGGGCAUGAGGCUCAGGAGUCAUUUAGGGAGAAACUUCUCCAUCGGGUCUAGGAGAAACGUCGUGAACAUCUGGGCUGGAAAUGCCACACG
Egretta garzetta (little egret) is the source of this 5014-nucleotide messenger RNA. It is a transcript of the gene ARHGAP25, whose product is annotated as Rho GTPase activating protein 25. The record is from RefSeq and is a predicted model, not a curated record. Gene Ontology annotation, molecular function: GTPase activator activity. The coding region runs from base 381 to 2381 and encodes 666 amino acids. The transcript is spliced from 11 exons. Gene Ontology annotation, biological process: actin filament organization; phagocytosis, engulfment; negative regulation of small GTPase mediated signal transduction. Lineage: Eukaryota; Metazoa; Chordata; Aves; Pelecaniformes; Ardeidae. Gene Ontology annotation, cellular component: phagocytic cup.